Siniperca chuatsi (mandarin fish) is the source of this 3272-nucleotide messenger RNA. It is a transcript of the gene gtf3c4, whose product is annotated as general transcription factor IIIC, polypeptide 4. Gene Ontology annotation, biological process: transcription initiation at RNA polymerase III promoter. Lineage: Eukaryota; Metazoa; Chordata; Actinopteri; Centrarchiformes; Sinipercidae. Gene Ontology annotation, molecular function: histone acetyltransferase activity; protein binding. Gene Ontology annotation, cellular component: transcription factor TFIIIC complex. The record is from RefSeq and is a predicted model, not a curated record. The transcript has 5 exons. Bases 770 to 3091 code for a protein of 773 amino acids.
GAUUUAUCUUGGGAUGUAUUGGAAACCACUAGAUUUUUAUAACUCCACCUAAAACCCCUUCAUAAAAAUAUGAAUAUUAGACAAGCAAGAGAUGAGGACAUUUCAUUUUAUACAAUUUGUAAGUCUUCGACUUUCUUAAUGGUUUCAACACAGGGCUCUAGUCUUUGCAGAGAUUCCGUGGAUAUCUGUGACUGAAAGCUCCAUGUGUAAGUUUAAUGAAAUGUAUCGAUCUGGUAUGAAAUUGACAUAUCAUGGUUUCCACUCAGUAACUAAUAUAUGCUUUGCAGCAGUGAGUCCACCCAUCUUAAGUCCCUUUAAGCCCCUUUCCAGCAGCAAAUAUUUACAUCUAAGCUUUCAUUUAAAAGGACAAUCUCAUUAUGAAUCAGACUGGCAAGUUGACUUGUUAUUUAGAAUAAAAUACAAUGUCACAAAAUAUCACUGGGAACAUACACUCAGUUGACAGUUUAUUUGGUAAGCCUAGCUAAAAGUAAUGCAGUCCAGUCUAAUACAACAGUCCUGCAAUACUUUUUUUUAUUAUAUAUAAAAACUUGAUUCAACUGUGUGGUCAUUUUAUCAUAUAUAUCUAUGAUAUGGUCAUAGAUAUAUUGUAUAUUACUUCUCCCACCAGCAGUGUUAAAUGGCCUGACCUUACAGAUAUAAACUUUAUUGCUGUUGACAUUAUACACAGUGCACUAUUUAACUCCGCGGAGGAAGUCCCUCCUUCCUCUCCUCCCGCCCUCGCUAACAUCACUUCCGCCGCACAAAAAACAUGGCGGCUGCCAGUCAGUCAGAUUCGGCGCAUUCACUGCCCAGAAAUGUAGUCAUCAAGACCGAGCUAGAAACCGAGGAUGGUCUACUCUUCGGCCCGGAUGAUGUACCAGUUAAGCGGGACCCCGCCGUCCCGCUCAUGGCCCCGGUCAGCGGGCUGCAGCCGCUCUCCUGGUCGCAGGAUCACCGCCUGGCCGUAUGCACCACCAGCUCCAUGUCGCUGAUGGAGCUGGUGUGCGAUGUCCACAGCAACAAACAGGACCUGAUGCUACACAGGACCUCAAUUCCCGUCCCGACCGAAACGUACAAGCUGCGGGUGGGACCAGCAGCAGAGCUAGCUCAAGCGAUGGAGAAGUUCUCUACACAUCCUGACCCCACAGUAAGGCAAGUUUUUCUGUCCGACAGAGUGAUCAACCCAUCGGUAGGAGUGCACAAAGGAAUAAAAUAUGGCAGUUGGUCUCCGUUAGGUUGUGACUCAAGUGGGCGCUGUCUGCUCGCUUGCCUAACACUUGACCACAGACUUACCAUUCAUAACAGCCACAAGCGUCUCGAGUGGAAUAUGUUAGUCGAUCUCACCAAAAAGUACAGUGAGAGGCUGAAGGAGCGAGGCUACGCCAAAAAAGACAACAAGCCGCCGCAGGCAAACCUGCUGGACUUUGACGAGCUGCAGCGGCGUUUCCGUAUGCAGACUCCUCUGAGAAUGGAGUGGUCGAGCGUUUACACGAUCAAACAGGUUCAGUCGGACAACACAUGCAUAGACGUGGAGAUGGUCCUCCUCGCCGUCUUAAUGGAAAACGGUGACCUUGUUUUGUGGAAGUUUGUGUUGCCCUUUAUAAACGGGGCAGAUGUCGUGUUUUAUGACAUUGUCGAAUCAGGUGUGAGUAGACCCAGUGACUUGGCGUGGUGGGAGUAUGAAAGCGCAGAUCGCCGGAUGAGCGGACUGAUUGUUGGCAGUGAGGUGGGACCCGUCAAGAUCCUGCCAGUCAGCCUGUCGGGAGUGAAGGGCUACUUCACCCUCCGGCAUCCCGUCAUCCUCUGGAAGGAGUGCGACGAGAUCGCCGUCGAAAACCUUAAAUGUGUCCCGAUGAUCCACCCGAUCCAAAAAUCUAGCUGCAGCCUCAUCGUGGCCUCACGCGGCUGCUACGUCUUUUGGUGUUUGCUCAUGAUUUCGCCAGCCGGACUAAAUGUACACAACUCUCACGUGGCAGGGCUGCACUCACUCCCUGUGGUCUCACUAGCGGUCAGUCAACAUGGCGUCGCAGUGUACACGUGUUCCAUAGACGGAUGGAUAAAGAAGCUAACACCAACAUUUACAGAGAACACUUUGAUUUUCAAACAAGAGGACAUGUUGCGACCUGAAAACCUAACAGGGAGGAGGAUACACGGGAUUGCAGUGAGCCGCAACGGAGCGUAUAUUGCGCUUGCCAGCACACAAGGUCUGGUUGGCGGCUAUCAUCCAGUUCACAGGACCUACCAGGUUGACUUUGUGACCCUGAAAACGCCAGAAAUGGCAGCAGCACUGCUGCUCAAGUCUCCCACGCAGAACUUGUACAAAAUGGCUGACCUGCUUGAUCUCGUGAGGUGGCAAAUUUUGAAAAACAAGUGCAUCCCUGCGUCGCUGCUGGAAGAGCUCGAUCUAAAGAUCCAGGAAGUAGACUUUCCCUACUUGUGGCGUUUCAAGCUCUUUCUGGUGCGUAUACUUUACCAGUCAUUACAGACGCCUCCUACAGAUCACCGAUGGAAACCAACACGCGAGGAGAGCAAGGUGUUUGUAAGGGACGAGGAAGAGGAGAACGAAAAGGACGAAGAGGAAAGCGAGCCUGGUGGAGUUAAACAUGAGAAGGAGGAGAAUCGGGAGGAGCAGAUGGCGGAGGUGCAGGCUUGGAUCAAUGCUGUAGAGACCCAUCUGAUGAGAGAAAACAUGAAGAAGGUGCUAGGGGUGGUGUACCUCAACACCUGGAUUGCUCAGAACACCAGCAUACCCACUUGUGGCCUGGUGGAGUACCUCUCCAAAGACGCUAACGACAGGGCUUCAGAGGUCCUGAUUGGCCACAUCAAGAACAAGAUGAACAAGCAGACGUUCUCGGAGCGCUGCAGCCUGUGUCAGGCGGUGCUGCCCUUCUCCGAACACAAACAAGCAACCUGUAAAAACGGUCACAUGUGGCUCAGGUGUGUGUUGUCAUACCAGGCCUGCCAGACGCUGACGUUCAGACGUUGCCUCCUGCUGGAUAGCAUCGCCAGACUGCCAGAGCCUGAGGAUCCGGAGUGGAUAAAGAAGAUCCUGCAGGCGCCCUGCACGCUCUGCGACUCGCCGAUGAUCUAGAGCUGGACAACCGGAGGAACCUCAGGGCUUCCCUGCGACCUUCAGAGCUUCCCGCUCUGACGCAGGGUUCAAUUUUGUCAGACAUCACUGCUACAAUUCUUUUUUAUUUCAUGUAUUUUGUUCAUGUUUUUAUUACUUUAUAUUGGUAUCUUAAAAGUGCAAAUAAAAGGCUUUGAUUAUA